Molecule: messenger RNA, 198 nt
Organism: Protobothrops mucrosquamatus (brown spotted pit viper)
Lineage: Eukaryota; Metazoa; Chordata; Lepidosauria; Squamata; Viperidae
Product: sodium/potassium-transporting ATPase subunit beta-1-interacting protein 2-like
Exons: 1
Biological process (GO): regulation of sodium ion transport
Source: RefSeq, a predicted model, not a curated record
ACAGAUCUUAUUCUGACCUUCAAUAUUUCAAUGCACCGGUCUUGGUGGAUGGAAAAUGGCCCAGGCUGCACAGUGACAUCUGUGACUCCAGCCCCAGAUUGGGCCCCAGAAGACCAUCGCUACAUCACUGUGUCAGGGUGCAUUCUUGAAUAUCAAUAUAUAGAAGUGGCUCACAGUUCUCUACAAAUCUUUUUUGCA